AUGCGAGCUGUCAACAAGGCAAUCCAGCGAGAACGUCACAUAACCCCCGCCAUAGAUGACGUCAUAGCAGAUCUAAAUGACGCUAAAGUAUUUUCAAAGCUUGACCUCAAUCAAGGUUAUCAACAACUUGAACUCUCAGAAGAGUCACGCUACGUUACCACGUUUAGCACCCAUGGCGGCCUGAGGAGAUAUAAGCGCCUUAAUUUCGGAGUAACCUCUGCAGCUGAAAUUUUCCAAAAUACUAUUCGAGAAACACUUGAAGGUCUCAACGGCUGUAUUAACAUCAGUGAUGACAUUUUAGUCUAUGGAUCCAACCAAAAAGAACAUGACAACAACCUUAAAUCUGUAUUGGAACGUCUUCAGUCUCGUAACCUAACAUUACAUAAGCUGAAGUGUGAAUUCAACAAAACCAGCGUUGAAUAUUUUGGAUAUGUAUUCUCAUCGCAGAGCAUUUCACCUGACACUCGCAAAGUGGAAGCUAUACGCAACUCCCAACCUCCAUCCAAUCCAAACGAAGUCCGAAGUUUUCUAGGUAUGGUCAACUUUUGUGCCCGAUUCAUCCCAAACCUUGCGACACUAGCUAAACCAUUACGAGACCUGACAAAACAGCAUGUCAAGUGGAAAUGGACCAGUACUGAACAACAUGCUAUGGACAGUAUCAAAUCCGUGUUAACCGGUGAAACAACAAUGGCUUAUUAUAAUCCCUCGCACAAAAUUGAAGUUCUUGUAGAUGCAAGUCCAGUUGGUCUUGGUGCUAUACUUGGAAUCACAGUGCUUCGCCACGUAUUGUCAGUUAUGCCAGUCGGGUAUUAACUCCUGUAGAGACUCGCCAUUCACAAAUUGAGCGAGAAGCUCUGGCUAUUGUCUGGUCAUGUCAUAAAUUUCAUCUAUAUUUAUAUGGUACCCAAUUCUCUGUUAUUACUGAUCACAAGCCACUGGAACGUCUUUUCAACGACCCACCAAGCAAACCACCUGCUCGUAUUGAACGAUGGUUAUUAAAGGUACAACCAUAUCGUUUCAAUGUUCAGUAUCAACCAGGUUCUGACAAUCCAGCCGACUUUAUGUCCCGCCACCCGUUGCCAUCAUCACCUACCAGCCAUGAGGAGAGAUGCGCUGAAGAAUAUGUUAAUUUCGUUUCAAUGCAUGCUGUUCCCAAGGCCCUUACACUGGAAGAAAUCAAAGAAGCCACAAAAGCCGAUACCACACUUCAAGCUGUCAUUCAAGCAGUUCAAACCAAACAGUGGCAUAAUGCGAAACUCCAACCUCGUGUUGAUCGCAAGUCGGUAGAAUGUUUUUUUCACAUCCAAAACGAACUGUCAGUUAACAGUGAUCAAAGUCUCCGCCUACGUGGUACCCGUAUAGUCAUACCAAGUAAACUUCAAAACCAUGUGAUAGACCUCGCACACGAAAGCCAUCAAGGCAUAUCACGGACAAAACAACUCUUGCGUGAGAAGGUCUGGUUUCCGACCAUUGAUAAACAAGUGGAAGGAAAGGUUAGCUGCUGCUUAGUUUGCCAAGUCACAACAAACACAAGCAACAUUGAACCAUUACAUAUGCCUGAAGCUAGCAAGAAUCCAUGA
This is a messenger RNA of Paramuricea clavata, 1580 nucleotides long. NCBI's taxonomy places the organism in Eukaryota, Metazoa, Cnidaria, Anthozoa, Malacalcyonacea, Plexauridae. The record is from the annotation of a GenBank genome assembly.